Messenger RNA from Schistosoma rodhaini, 660 nucleotides. The record is from the annotation of a GenBank genome assembly. Lineage: Eukaryota; Metazoa; Platyhelminthes; Trematoda; Strigeidida; Schistosomatidae.
AUGCGCGCAAAUUUUAAAAAUUUAUCAUUGAAAUCAAACGAUACUACUUAUUUUAAAUGUAAUCAAAUGAAUCCAUAUAAUCAUAGUAAUCAUAUUUUAAAAAAUCCUUUCAUUCAUAAUCUUACUGAUUGUUAUAUAGAAGCAACUAAAAAGAAACAUAAUUUAUUAUUAUAUAAAACUAUACAAAUAUUAAUGAUAACAAUAUUAUUUAAUUAUUCAUUAGUUUACAUGAAUAAAAAUCUUUGUAUAGAUGCUAUGCAUCUACAUCAUACUAUUCUAUCACCAUUAUCGGAAAGAUCAAUAAAUUCAGAGACAAUGUUCGAAUCAGAUUCAUCUACUAUACCUACAUAUUUUAUUAAUUCACCUGUAGUGAAAUUACUUAAAACACCAAAAAGUAAACAACAAACAUAUUUAGAUAAUGGAUUACAAUUAGAAAAUAAAGUUAUGCAAAGAAUAUCAUCAAUAUUUCAAGAUAAAAAAGCUAUACAAGAUUUAUUAAGAGAAAUGAAUGCAUAUUAUUUAACUUAUGGAAGACCAAGGUAUCUAUAUCUUCAAGAACGCGAUGAAGAUGUGUCAAUAAUUGACAAAGAAUCACUUUAUAAAAAGUUUUUCAAGCAUGUAGUAUUAUUUAAAUCCUACUCAUCAUAUAAUCUCAUAUGA